Messenger RNA from Coregonus clupeaformis (lake whitefish), 1719 nucleotides. RefSeq names its product semaphorin-4E-like. The transcript has 11 exons. Lineage: Eukaryota; Metazoa; Chordata; Actinopteri; Salmoniformes; Salmonidae. The coding region runs from base 1 to 1719 and encodes 572 amino acids. The record is from RefSeq and is a predicted model, not a curated record. Gene Ontology annotation, molecular function: semaphorin receptor binding; chemorepellent activity. Gene Ontology annotation, biological process: semaphorin-plexin signaling pathway; negative regulation of axon extension involved in axon guidance; axon guidance.
AUGACAUUGACAGAGGACCUGGGUAUCCUUUUCAUUGGUGCUAGAGACGCCGUAUACGCCCUGGACCUUGAGAAUAUCUCCUCGAAAAAGGCUGGGACCUACGCAAACGGAACGUUGACCCUGGAAGGGGAGAAGGAAGAGGGACGAGGGAAAGUUCCCUUUGACCCCUUCCAGAGGUCAACCUCGGUCAUGGUUGUCUAUAUGUUCUUUAGUGAGGAGGCCAUGGAGUUUGACCUGCCAGACAAGCUCAGGGUGUCUCAUGUGGCGCGGGACUGCAAGGAGGACAUGGGAGGCCUGAGAACCCUGCAGCAGAAGUGGACGUCCUACCUGAUGGCCCGUCUGGACUGCCCAAUGCCCUUGGAACCUAGCCUGCCAGCCAUCAUUCAGGACGUCUUCCUCCUGAAAGACCAGGAUUGGAGGAAGAGCGUGUUUUACGCUGUUUUCAGCCCGCAGACGUGUUUUGAUGAUUAUGCGACCACAUCGGACCUCUCUACUGCGUGUGCGUUCAGUGUGGCUGACAUUGGGAGUGAGGGUAGGUAUCUGACUCCGGUGAAAAUGGAGUCAGAAACAAGGUGGGUUGCCCACACCGGAGAGCAGCCUGUCCCACGACCUGGAGCAUGUAUGAACAAUGCUGCACGGGACCUGGGGGUGGGGCACUCGCUGGACCUCCCUGACAAGACCCUGCAGUUUGUCCGUGACCGGCCACUCAUGGAGGGGGCAGUUCCUCCACUGACCGGGGGUCCACUGGUGCUGCAGAGGGGAGCCAAGUUCUCAGGGAUUGUGGUGGACAGAGUCAUGGCCAUGAAUGGAGAAAUCUACCACGUUAUGUUUAUUGGAACAGAGGAAGACAAGGUGCAGAAGGUUGUGCAGUAUGCUGGUGGUGACACAAUCUCCCAGACUCCGGAGCCUAUCAAAGUGAUGGGUCUCUCCUCUGGCACGGGACAGCUCUAUGCCGGCUCAGAGUCUUGUCUGGUCCAGUUUCCGGUUAGUGACUGUGGUCGGUAUGGGUCCUGUCUGGACUGUAUCCUGGCCAGAGAUCCCUAUGGUUCCUGGGAGACCACCUCAGCAGCCUGCUCAUCUGUCCUCAACUUACCCACUGGCUCCAGGAACAUGCACCAAAGCCUUUUACAUGUGGAUUCCUCUAUGUACCCCCGAUCAGUCACUGUGCAGCCAGUUCCGUUCCCAUUCAUUGUUGGGAGCCCCAUCCACCUGCCGUGCCAACCAGCAUCCAACCUGGCACAGGUGAGCUGGCACUUUGCUAGGCAGCCCCUCCAGCUGAGAGACAGGUACCGGAUGAUGAGCCAGGACUUGUUGAUAGUGAGUGCUGUAGCUUCAGACGCUGAUCGGUACACCUGCCAGAGUCUGGAGGAGGUCAAAGGUCGACUCUACACCAGGACAGAGGCUGUCUACAUCCUGCAGCCCACAAAGACUCUACUGGUCCUGCAGUCAUCUGUGGCUGUGCUGUCUGUGCUGCUGGGGGCUGUGGUCCUCUGGAGUGUCAGGAAGAGUGUCAGGAAGAGCAUUGAGGCCAAGGAGGAGCAUCAGACAGAGAGGGUAUCGGUUGCUCUCCUGUCCAUGAUCCUGCGGUCUCUGAUGCGCCGGAACAUCAGCAGAGAUCAGUUGAGCCACAGAGUCUUCAGGAUGGAGGAGGGGCUCCAGGAGCACAUGUCACCCUCUAACAGCUCAUCUGACGCAGUGAUCCACAUGGGUGACAUCUGA